AGUUCGUACGAGAUUUUCUACUUGUCAAAAAUUUGGUGAUCAGUGUGGGCAAUUUUAGGUUAAUUUCAAUUUACGCGUGAUUUUCGCUUGUUUUCAUUAUAUUUGUGUUGUUUUUACUUAUAAUUAAUUUGAAAAUAUGGGAAAAGUAAGAUCAGCGCCGGGUGCUCCCCGUAAACAGGGGUUUAAUAAAUCUGGGCAUUCUAUGAACCCGGAUCGCCCAACAGAAGGAUUGAAGGGCGUUGGAAAUGCAAGAACAAAAGGAACAAUCAAAAGGUUACAGAUGUACCGCAAUUUCAAAGCUAAACGAGACAAGACAGGAAAAAUUUUAACUCCUGCACCAUUUCAAGGUUGGCUUCCUUCUGGAACAAGGGCUCGUGUUGAACCUAACCAAAAGUGGUUUGGAAAUUCUAGAGUUAUAUCACAAAGUGCUUUACAGAAAUUCCAGGAAGAAUUUGGUGCAGCUGUGAGAAAUCCUUAUCAGGUGGUAAUGAAACCUACCAAUCUUCCUAUAACUUUGCUAAAUGAAAAAGCUAAGAAUGCUCGUGUACAUUUAUUGGAUACAGAAGGAUUCGAUAAAACUUUUGGUCCUAAAAAACAGAGAAAAAGGGUUAAUUUAAAGUUUGGUGACAUCACAGCUUUAUCAAAAGCUGUGGAGGAGAGCACAGAAAAAUAUGAUGAGGCUAAGGAUAUAGACAGAGUGCGAGAAGACUCUGGGGUCAAAGAAGGGCAGAGAGACUGGGUUUUUGGAGCUGGAAUGAGUAAAAGAAUUUGGAAUGAGCUGUAUAAAGUGAUUGACUCUUCUGAUGUCUUAUUACAAAUUUUAGAUGCUCGUGAUCCAAUGGGUACUAGAAGCCCUUAUGUGGAGAAAUUCCUUAAAGAGGAGAAGCCACAUAAACAUCUUAUUUUUAUUUUGAACAAAGUUGAUUUAGUUCCCAAUUGGGUAACUCAAAGAUGGGUUGCAAUUUUAAGUGCAGAAUAUCCAACAGUUGCAUUCCAUGCUUCAAUGACACAUCCUUUCGGAAAGGGUUCAUUGAUCAAUCUUCUGCGUCAAUUUGCCAAGUUGCAUAUAGAUAAAAAACAAAUAAGUGUUGGUUUGAUAGGAUACCCAAAUGUUGGUAAAUCAUCAGUCAUUAACACUCUUAGGUCAAAGAAAGUUUGUAAGGUUGCACCUAUUGCUGGAGAGACUAAAGUUUGGCAGUACAUAACCUUGAUGAGAAGAAUAUUCCUGAUAGACUGUCCAGGUAUUGUAUACCCUUCAGCAGAAACAGACACUGAAAAGGUUCUCAAAGGGGUUGUGAGAGUUGAAUUAGUACAAAAUCCUGAUGAUUAUAUUGAAGAAGUGAUAAAGAGAGUUAGAAAAGAAUAUCUCAUCAAAACUUACAAGGUUGAUGGGUGGGAGACAGCCACAGAAUUUUUAGAAAAAAUGGCUGCUCGCACAGGAAAGUUGUUAAAGAAAGGAGAACCUGAUAUUAAUCAAGUUGCAAGGAUGGUGCUCAAUGAUUGGCAAAGAGGGAAACUUCCUUUUUAUGUGGCACCAGAAGGAUUUGAAAUUCCUCUGACUAAACAACAACCAGAGGUAGAACAACCAACUGCCACCACUACUGAUGUCAACAAUGAACAAGUAGAAUCCCAAGAUAUGUCAAAACCAGAUGAGAAUGAUGUUACAGAGAAACCUGUUCUUAAUAUCAACAAAUUGGUUAUUGCCCAAGAUUUUGCGAAAAUUAGAGUUGGUUUACAGUUUGACAAUGAUGAUGACGUUAAACCCUUAGAAAAAAUGAAUAUUCCUGAAGAACUAAAGGAUAUUGAUGAUGUAAAUAAUGUUGCUGAUGUAUCACAAGAUGGUGAAAUAGACAAAAAUGAAGACGAUGGUGAUGAUUCUUCUGACAUAAGUGAUGUGUAUAGUAAUGAUGAAAAUAUUUGCAGUGAUUUGGAAGAUUAUUUGACCAAUGAUCCAGAAACAGUAAAAGAAUUGAAGAGAAAGAAACUAGAGGCAGCAAGUGGUGAAUUUAUUGUUGAUGAAGUACCACAGAAGGGGAAGAAACGGAAAGUAAACAAUGAAGUUACACCAAAGAAAGUUACAGCGAAGCAAAGAAGAGCUAUUGAAAGGGCUCAACGUCGUACUAAAACUGGAAGCAACUUUUAUGAAGUGUCUAAUAUGUCAUCUGGGAGUGAUAGCGAUGAAGAUUUUAUACCUGGUGAACCAGAACAGGUAUCUGAAGAAGGUUCUGCUGACGAAGAGACUGAUUUACAAUAUGAAAGAGAGUUAGAACACAAGAGUAAGAAACGGAAAGCUGUGCCAGAAAGUAAAGGCAAAAAGAAAUUAAGGACAAGGAAUAGUAUUAAAGAAAAAUCACCUGAGCCUGAAGAAAAGCCUAAGAAAGAAGAAAUAGUGGACCCAGAAGAAGAGAAAAAAAGGGAGGAAGAUCUUUGGGCUAAGUUUCUUGAAGGCACGGAUACAAAACCAAAAGCAGCUCCUAAAACUUUAAUGACAGCUAGUGCUAAACCACCGGUCAUUGAAGAUACUAAAAAAAAUAAAGAAACUGCAAAAGAGAAAGAAAAACCUGAAGAAGAUGAUAAAGCGAGGGAGAGACGGAUCUUUGAGUUUGCUGGUGAAACUAUAGUUGUAGAGAAUAAUGUGAUAAAAGAGAAGAUCAAAACUGCAGAGAGUCCCGGGACAGGUAGAGGGUUAUCCAGUGUUUUAGAGAGUAUUAAUAAGAAGAAUAAAUUAUCAACACUGGAGAAAUCUAAACUUGACUGGAUGACCUACAAGAAGGAGGAAGGUAUCGAGGAAGAAAUUGAAAGUCAUAAUAAAGGGAAAUCGGGUUACCUCGACCGCCGCGACUUCUUGGAACGCGCCGACUACCGUCAGUACGAGAUUGAACGUGACCUGAGGAUGUCCCGUCGUAGUAACCGAUAAUUUAGACAAUUAACUGCCAUUAUUAUCAUUAAGAAUAUCUUCUAUAGACCUCUGAAUAAAUGAUACAAGGAACUAAA
Amyelois transitella is the source of this 2994-nucleotide messenger RNA. RefSeq lists its product as uncharacterized. Gene Ontology annotation, molecular function: GTP binding. The transcript has 4 exons. Lineage: Eukaryota; Metazoa; Arthropoda; Insecta; Lepidoptera; Pyralidae. Gene Ontology annotation, cellular component: nucleolus. Bases 137 to 2917 code for a protein of 926 amino acids. The record is from RefSeq and is a predicted model, not a curated record.